GUAAAAGAAUCUUUGUCAAAGAGUAACCAUGACAUUUUCCCAAGGGAACUUCUUGUAGCAAGUGAGGUACAUUUUCUGCACUGAUUGCAAUUACCUGCUUCAUUAUUAACAACUUGGGCCCUCUGUGCACAGCGAACAGGAAGAUACCAUGAACUCCGAUGUCAGGGAAGGCUCCAGAUGAAUCAAGAUGUCACUCAAUGCACAAAAGACUAUGGAAAAUGAUUCUUCUGUGUCUGAGUUUAUUCUUAUGGGACUGACAGACCAACCUGAGCUCCAGCUGCCCUUAUUUGUUCUGUUCUUGGUGAACUACACAGUCACUGUGAUGGGAAAUUUGAGCUUAAUGAAUCUCAUUUGCCUAAACUCAAACCUUCACACCCCCAUGUACUUUUUCAUCUUCAACCUGUCCUUCAUUGACUUCUGUUAUUCAAUGGUCUUUACCCCCAAAAUGCUGAUGGGCUUUGUUGUAGAGAAGAACAUCAUCUCCUUCAGAGGAUGCAUGACUCAGCUGUUUUUCUUCUUAUUUUUUGUGAACUCUGAGAGUUAUGUGCUGACAGCAAUGGCCUAUGAUCGCUAUGUGGCCAUCUGUCAGCCACUGCUCUACAAAGCUGUUAUGUCACCUGGCAUCUGCUUUCUAUUGAUAUUUUGUACUUAUUUGAUGGGGCUUGUUAGUGCCUUAUUCCAUACAGGUUUUAUGAUAAGGCUCAACUUUUGUGAUUCUAAUGUUAUCAACCACUAUAUGUGUGAUAUCUUCCCUCUCUUUCGGCUCUCCUGCAGUAGCACCUAUCUCACUGAGCUUGUGAGCUCUGCUGUGGUGGGUACAGCUAUUAUCUUAUGUUGCCUCAUUAUCUUAAUCUCUUAUGGUAUGAUCCUUUACAAUAUCAUUCAUAUGUCAUCAGGUAAGGGUUGGUCCAAAGCCUUGGGCACUUGUGGUUCUCACAUUAUAACUGUUAGCUUGUUCUAUGUAACUGGGAUGCUUGCUUAUGUCAAGCCAUCAUCUGCUGAGACUGUGGGACAGGGGAAAAUUUUCUCAGUAUUUUACACUUUUUUGGUGCCCAUGCUGAAUCCUCUUAUUUACAGCCUCAGAAACAAGGAUGUCAAACUUGCUGUGAAAAAAACCUGGAAGAGACUCACAUGUUAAAUUACCCAUUCAAACGUUCCUUAGCUGCAUUCAAUCCAGUUUGAUAAGUCUUUCUCCUAUUCUCUUGUAUUUCUAUUAUAUAUAUUCUGUUAUUAUCUUUGCUUUUGUCCUUCCACUAUAUCAACAUAUCCUUUAUUUCUCUAUGUACAAUGUCUCUAUGUAUAUGUUAGAAUAUGCGACAUCUUUAGAUUCAAUGUGUUUAAGAUGGUGUCAUAUCUACUGCUUCUGUAAGAUUAAGAGCCUUUGCUUUUUACAUUUUAUGCUACCUUCAAAUAAAAAUUCUUACUA
Molecule: messenger RNA, 1426 nt
Organism: Mus musculus (house mouse)
Lineage: Eukaryota; Metazoa; Chordata; Mammalia; Rodentia; Muridae
Gene: Or8c17
Product: olfactory receptor family 8 subfamily C member 17
Exons: 2
Coding region: 188-1138 (316 amino acids)
Biological process (GO): detection of chemical stimulus involved in sensory perception of smell; G protein-coupled receptor signaling pathway; signal transduction
Cellular component (GO): plasma membrane; membrane
Molecular function (GO): olfactory receptor activity; G protein-coupled receptor activity
Source: RefSeq, a predicted model, not a curated record